Molecule: messenger RNA, 4773 nt
Organism: Diorhabda sublineata
Lineage: Eukaryota; Metazoa; Arthropoda; Insecta; Coleoptera; Chrysomelidae
Gene: fl(2)d
Product: pre-mRNA-splicing regulator female-lethal(2)D
Exons: 4
Coding region: 149-1147 (332 amino acids)
Biological process (GO): regulation of alternative mRNA splicing, via spliceosome
Cellular component (GO): nucleus
Source: RefSeq, a predicted model, not a curated record
ACAAGUGUCGUACGUCAAAAGUGUGUAGUUUUUAUGCAGUGUAGUGUUGAAUUAUCACGGAUAUUUUUAUAGUUUGAUAAUGCAUUUUACUUAUUUCGUGUUAAAAAUUCGAACGUUUUUAUGAUAAUCUUCUGUAGGUUGUUAUUUAAUGCUAAUUUUGAGCAAACCUGACAUGAUGUCCGAAUCGGGUGACGUCCCACAGUCCGCAAGUCCCGCCGAAAGGGACAAACCACCAAGUAGAGUAAUUAUAACCGACGAGGAGGCGAAUUGCCACACUAUACAAGAAUGGCAGAAUUGCUGGCGGCAACAAGAUAUAUAUUUAAAUCAUCUAGAAAGGAAAGCAAAUCAACAUGAAGGGGAGCUGGCAGAUUUACGACAAGCCAACGAGAGGAUCAAGGGACAGCUGUUAGAAUCUCAGCAGAAGGAAAAAACUUUAGUUCGCAAAUUGGCUGCUAAAGAACAGGAGACACAAGAUUAUGUGUGUCAGCUAAACGAAUUAAAAAGUUCCCAAGUUCCGACGACCUCAUCUUUACGAACCGUACUCCUAGACCCGGCUAUAAAUAGUAUAUUGCAACAUCUCCAAUCGGAACUUCAAGCGACCCAAUUAAAAUUAGAAGACACUCAAAACGAAUUAUCGGCGUGGAAGUUUACACCGGACUCCAAUACCGGAAAACGUCUAAUGGCCAAAUGUCGUCUACUAUAUCAAGAAAACGAAGAACUCGGCAAAAUAACCAGUUCCGGUCGAAUAGCUAAACUCGAAAGUGAUUUGGCGUUGCAAAAGAGCUUCUCGGAGGAAGUUAGACAGAGCCAAAACGAAUUGGACUCAUUUUUAGCCGAUUUGGACGAAGACGUAGAAGGAAUGCAAAGCACCAUUCUCUUUCUUCAGCAAGAAUUGAAGAAAGCUAAAGACUCUAUACAGACGCUUCAGAAAGAGAACGCUGCUUUGAAGCAAACGUCCAACGGUAGGGCUAACGGUGACACUAGUGUGUGCGAACGAGAACAGACAGAUUCGGACAGCGAGUUAGAGCGGACACGUGGUGUUAAACGGAUUAGAAGGUCUUCGGUACUAAGUAUCGAUUAUAAUGAAGAUGACACUCUUGUUAUUAAUACAAAUGGCGAUGCCACUAUUUCUUCUGAUCCUGAAUAGAAAAUAUUAAUAUAAACACUAUAGAUAUAUAUCUAAAUUAUAACCUACACUUUGCAUUCUCACAAAUAGGUAUUAAUAUUUUUUUUCCAUAUCUAUUAUAUUUUACACUGUGCCAAAAAAAUCGACCAUUUUAUAUAUUUUUUCCCAAUAUCUAAUCUCUUGGUGUAAUUUUUACGAGGUGGGGUAGUUAGCCCACGCGCUCAACCCUCUGUAGAAGAACAACAUCCCUUUCCAGUCUCCCAGAUCUUCAUCUGGUGCGGGAGGUUACCACUAGGAGGUUACUAGAGGAUGUAUUGGCGCAUUACUGGUUCUAUGAAGACCCUAGGCUGGUGAACUCAAGAGGGCCAGACUCAGAUGGUUAUAUAUGCCUGAGGAGCGGAGGAUGCCCAAAGCAAGCCAGUGAUUGGCUAGAUGAUGUCGAAGAGGAUCUCCGGGAGAUAGGUGUGGAGACGUGAUGACUGAAGGAAUGUGGUGGACGAGGACAAGGCUCUUUGAGGGUCAUAGUGGCAGUGUGGUUUUUAAAUUAUCAAGAAAAUAUUAUUUUGGGUGGGAAAACAAAAUGUGAGAGUUUGAGCAUUUGUCUCAUUAAUCCUAAACCAUCGAAAUUAUGAAAUUGAUUCGGAGACUUUUUUUUUAAGAGAAUUUAAUAGUUUACAGAAAAAGAUUUUCAGAAUUUGUUUUUUUAACUUUAGAAUUUGGAACAAUCAGUAAACGUAAAAAAAUCCAAUGGAAAUUCUUGAAGGCAAAUUGAUUCCCUAUAAAACAUGUCUCGUUAACAUUUUUAGCUAAAUCCAUUCAUUUGAAAGUUAAAGUUGGACUCGAACUGAAAAUCAUUUUAUUGAUAUUACUUUUAUUUUAUCAACAAAAUUAUGGAAAAUUUGGAAAAAUCAUAAAAUAUUUUGAUUUAUUAGCAUUGAAAAUGCUGUAGAUUUAAUUUUUUUUUGGUGUUUUUAUAGCUUACAAAUGCAAUUUCCGAAGAAAAUACUUUUCCAAUGCUAAUAAAUCAAAAUAAUCUUUAAUUUUUUCAAAUUCUGUUAAUAAAAUAAAAAUUAUUAUCAAUUAAAUGAUCAAAAUUUUCAGUUCACUUCGACUCCAACUUUAAUUUUGAAUAACUUUUAAAUGAUUGAAUUUAGCUUAAAAUUUUAAGUGACAUUUUUUAUAAGAAAUCAAUUUCCAUUGGAUUUUUUUACAUAUACUGAAUUUUCCAAAUUCCAAAGUUAAAAAAUCAAAUUCUGAAAUUAUACCAAUUUUCAAGGCGUCGUUAUGAGAAAAUUGUCCAUCUGACAAAAAAUCUUUUUUUGUAAACUAUUAAAUUCUUUUUUUAAAAAAAAUGAUGGUUUGGAGACAAAAACCCGCUCCAGAAAAAAAAUAAAAGUUGCUAUGAUAGACCUCUUAAUAUCAAUAUUGAAUAUUCCAAUUCUCACAAUUUUCUUGUUAUCCCAAAUAAUAUUUUCAUAUACUUUCAAAAAAAAUCGAUUUUGUUGGCUCCAUGUAAUAUAAAUAUAUAUGUGUAUAAAAAAAUGUGAUAUUUGACAUGAAAAUGCAGUUUCAAACUGUUCAUUAUUAUAUUUUAGGCAAGAGUUAUUGAAAAAACAUUGAUAAAAAUAUUUAUUUAAAAUUGAAAAAAGAAAUUUGAAACCGAUGACUUUUGCCUUCUUUUUCUAUUUUAUUUUCUCCCCCCAAACAAUUUUCAUCCUAAAAUUUGUUAAAAAAAACUUUGAACCAUUAUUUUAUAAAAAAAAAAUGAAAAAUGUAAUAACCAUUUUGAAUGUCGUGCAUAUGAUUUUUAUAACUUUACGAAACAACUAAUUCCUAUGGGAAUAUAUUUUAAAAAGGUAUAUUGGUUUUACGGCGUUUUAGGUGCUAAUUAAAAUGUCAUACUCUAUAAAUAUCUGCAGGGGUUUUUAUUUCGAACUACUUCAGUUGUUUGUUUAUAAAUUAUAGUAACUACUGCUUUAAAAUAUUUUUUUAAUCAUAUUAUUUUCUAUAAGAGCUAGAUUUUUGUGAUAAUUUCUUUUUAUUAAAAUAUUUGAUUAAAUAUAAACAUAUUAAUACCUAUUUUCAUAGAUAUAAAAGAAAGUUCAGUGUAAAUGGAAAGUAAACGAAUUGUUUCUCCUUGAAAUUUUCAGAAUAACUUGUAGUAAACAAUAUAAUUAAUUUUAAAUAAUCGAGAUUAUGUAAAAUACAGUAUUUGACAAUAUUUUAUGCGGAAUGUCAUGUAAAAUCACAACGUUGUCUAUAUAGUGAUUACGUUAUUCGUCUAUUAGAAAUUAUUUCGUUAAAGUAUAUAAAUGAGAAGAAAAUUGAUAAAUCUUGAUUUAAAUGGGUUAAAAAUGUAAUUUAUACUUUAAAAAAUCAAUUUUUGUGUUAUAAAAACUUUGAAAAGACAAUAAUUGUUGUGUUACCCAAAUUUCUUGAAUGUUCAAGUCAUAUUAUUGUUGUUACUUUCUUCUUUGCGUUCUUCAAGUCUAUUUGGCACUUUGUAAAGUAUAUUAUUGAACCAAUGCAACCGUUUCUUCAUUUCAGUUGUCUCCAAAUAAUUUUAUUCACUUUAUUUUUUUUCCAUGGAUAAUAUGUCCAAUUGGAGUAUUUUGAAUCUAUAGUUUAUCGAUUACUUCUUCAACAACAUUUCACAUUAAAAAAUCAAUUUUUGUGUUAUUAAAACCUUGAACAGACAAUAAUUGUUGUGUUACCUAAAUUUCUUGAGCAUGCAAGUCAUAUUAUUCUGGUUAUAUUCUUUGGGUUCUUCAAGACCAUUUGGCACUUUGUUAAAUAUAUUAUUGAAUCAAUGCAACCGUUUCCUCAUUUCAGUUGUCUCCAAAUAAUUCCAUUCACUUUAUUAUUUUUUUUCCAUUGAUACAUCCAACAGGAGUCUCUUUAAGCAUAUCUCAUCGAAAGUAAGCAAAAACUUCUUCUUUGAAUCUAUAGUUUAUCAAUUACUUCUUCUUCAAAAACAUUUCAUUUUUAAUCCAAUUAAAUCAUAUUCUUAUUUAUUAUUGAAUUUACAUUGAAGUAUUUGUGUUCCGGAAAAUAUAUUCAAAUGCAGUAUACAAAAUCUAGUUAACAAAAAAAAUUUAAUUUUUUGUUUAUUAUCAUUAUUUAUAUUUUUAUGGGGUUGUAACACUUCUUUAAAGCUAUGUUAUACUUGAAAAAAAUUAAUUUACUGCAGCUACAUCAUUAAUGACAAUUAUACUGUCUUUUGCUUCGAACCUUCAAUAGGUUGCAGGUUCAUACCCAACUCGAAGGACCAGUCAGUGUAAACUGUAUGAAAUUACUACAAAGUAAUCUCUGUAAAUAAAGGGGAAAUUUAGUAUUACUAUUGCAAAGAAUUAUAACUGUCGCAAACUGCAAAAACAGAAUAAUUGAAACUUAUUAAUUUAUAGUUUUAACACUGCAAAUGAGUUUGUUAUUAUAACGAUAAAGAACUUUUCUAAAUUGUUUAUUAAAAAGCUGGUGAUUAAACAAAGCGAACACGUUCUAAUCCCCGAAAUAAAUAUUUUUUUAUUAAAUUGUUGAUCCAUAUUUGCUUUGUUUACUUUCCUCUUUUUGUAAUUGAUGGCGAGAUUGGAAAAUGUAGAUUUUUUAAGUUGUUAAAUAAUAAUGAUUAUUAAAAUGACAAUUUUAUG